Cynoglossus semilaevis (tongue sole) is the source of this 762-nucleotide messenger RNA. It is a transcript of the gene rps9, whose product is annotated as ribosomal protein S9. Lineage: Eukaryota; Metazoa; Chordata; Actinopteri; Pleuronectiformes; Cynoglossidae. Gene Ontology annotation, biological process: ribosomal small subunit biogenesis; translation. The transcript is spliced from 5 exons. Bases 103 to 687 code for a protein of 194 amino acids. Gene Ontology annotation, cellular component: cytosolic small ribosomal subunit. Gene Ontology annotation, molecular function: structural constituent of ribosome; rRNA binding. The record is from RefSeq and is a predicted model, not a curated record.
GGGAAAUGUAGGACCUCCGCCAACCAUAUAAAUUACACACGACUUCCUUUAUCGCUCUCUUUACUGCGCGAGCCUGGAGGAAGCAGGCACUUAUAAGCCGCCAUGCCAGUUGCCAGGAGUUGGGUUUGUCGCAAGACGUAUGUCACCCCCCGCCGUCCCUUCGAGAAAUCCCGUCUCGAUCAGGAGUUGAAACUCAUUGGCGAGUAUGGGUUGAGAAACAAGCGUGAGGUGUGGCGGGUGAAGUUCACACUGGCCAAGAUUCGUAAAGCUGCCAGAGAGCUCCUCACUCUUGACGAGAAGGACCCCAAACGUCUGUUUGAAGGAAAUGCCUUGCUUAGACGUCUUGUAAGAAUUGGUGUGUUGGAUGAGGGUAAGAUGAAGCUCGAUUACAUCCUGGGUCUGAAGGUUGAAGAUUUCUUGGAGAGGAGGCUACAGACACAGGUCUUCAAGCUCGGACUGGCCAAGAGCAUCCAUCAUGCCCGUGUCCUAAUUCGUCAAAGGCACAUUCGUGUACGCAAGCAGGUGGUGAACAUCCCCUCCUUUGUGGUUCGUCUGGACAGCCAGAAGCACAUUGACUUCUCCCUGAGGUCUCCAUACGGUGGUGGACGCCCAGGCCGCGUCAAGAGAAAGAAUGCCAAAAAGGGCCAGGGAGGAGCUGGUGGAGCUGACGAUGAGGAGGAGGAUUAAAAAGGAUGUUUUGUUUCCAGCGAGUUUGAACCCUUUGUCAUACUGAAGUUUCAAUAAAAUUGUUCAGACCAGAAA